This is a messenger RNA of Polistes dominula (European paper wasp), 1852 nucleotides long. It is a transcript of the gene Vps33B, whose product is annotated as vacuolar protein sorting 33B. NCBI's taxonomy places the organism in Eukaryota, Metazoa, Arthropoda, Insecta, Hymenoptera, Vespidae. The record is from RefSeq and is a predicted model, not a curated record. Gene Ontology annotation, biological process: vesicle-mediated transport.
CUCUAUACAUUUAUAUGAAGAUUUAAAAUAAUAAUUUAAAAAAAAACAAUAGUUUUAAAAUAUAUUGAAAUAAGUGUUUAUAUCUAAAAACAAAUAGUCUUCAUCAUGGAUGUAACAAUACACGAUAGACUAAAUGUGUUACAUCAAAUUAGUCAACGAAAGCUUAUUGAAUUAUUAAAUAUGAUUCCUGGUACUAAAGAUUUAAUAAUUGAACAUAAACUUAUGAAAAUACUCGAUAGCUUUAUAGGAGUCACCACAUUUAAACGAUAUAAAGUUGACAAAAUAUAUAAGUUGGAACAAGGAUUAAAACCAUCAGAUAGUCAACGAAUAUUUCUGGUGUUUAGUAAUUUAAUCUCAUGUAAAAGGGCACUGGAUCAAAUUCAAUCAGAAUUAUCUCAUGUUACGUCUCAUGUACAGGUCCGUCAUCAUUUAUUAGUUGUACCAUUUAUCCCUACUGUAUUGCAUACAUUAAUAGAAGAAGAAGGACUUAGCGGAUUAAUUACAGUAUAUCCAUUAAGUUAUGAGUUAAUACGAUUAGAUGGAAAUGUUUUAUCUUUUGAAAAUUCAAUGUUUACGGACUUAUAUUAUUAUAAGGAUGGGACUUUUCUACCUGCAAUGGCACGUAAUUUGUGGUCAUUAUAUCUCGUGCUUGGUUCACCCAAAUUUACACUGUCUUUAGGAAAAUAUAGUCAACAAAUUUUAAAAUUUAUUGAGUCAUUAAAGCAAUCUGUAAAAUCUUGUAAAAUGGAAAAUGAAAUUGGUGCUUUUAUUUUAAUGGAUAGAAGUUAUGAUAAAGUUACCACACUGUUGACGCCAGUAACAUACUCAGGCUUAUUAAAUGAAAUUUUUGACAUAAAUAUGGGUGUGAUAUCUUCUGGUAAAACACGAACAAAGUUAGAUCCUGAUAAAGACCAAAUAUAUGGAGAAGUUCGUGACAUACCUUGCAGUAAUGUUUUCCCAAUAUUACACGAAAAGACUAAAUUGCUUAAAUCUGAACAAGAAGCAAUAGAAACAAUGAAACUUGCUGAAAUGGGACAAUAUAUAGCAACAAAAUUACGAAAAUCAAGUGAUAUGAAACAACAAUUAAUGUUUCAUAUAUCAGCUUGUCAAACAAUUGCAGACACAUUGGGAUCUGAGUUUCAAACGUUUCAAAGUAUUGAAAAAUUGAUACUUGAACGUAAAGGAAAAAAAGAGUGUUUAAAUUAUAUAGAGAGAAAUAUAGAUGAAAAUCCAUUAAAAUGUUUACGUCUUUUAUGUUUGUUAUCCAUUUUUAAUGAUGGUAUUGCUUCUUCAGAUUUACAAACGAUUCAGAAAUUACAUCUUCAUGCACAUGGUUACAAACAUAUUCCAUUAUUUUAUAAAUUGCAGACCAUAGGUUUAUUAAAAAGUAAAACAGAAAGUGGUAUUAAUAUAUUAACAGAUCAAAAUAAUGAGUGGAUUAAUAAUGUACAACGUUUGAAACUUUUACCAAAUAAUUCAAAAUAUAUUGAAUCAAUAGAUUCUACGUGUCCCAGCUACGUUUUUCAUAAUGCUUAUAUACCACUUAUCGCACAAAUUUUAAACGUUAUCGUGAAUCAGGAUAAAGAAAGUAAAACUUUUGAUAAUAUAUUGAAGUUGCCAGAUUCUGUUAUCAAUGGUCAACGUGGUAAACUUUCGCCAAAAAUAGUUGCAAUUUGUAUUAUUGGAGGAAUCUCUAAUGCAGAAAUAGCUGCAUGCAGACUCAUAGAAAAAUCAAUGGGUAUUAAACUUGUCCUCGUAAGUGAUAGUAUAAUAACUGGUAAUAAACUUAUUGAAAUGAUACAAGAAAUAUGAGAUUAUAAUGAACAAUUAUUAUAUUCAAUUUGUAUAUUAU